Molecule: messenger RNA, 596 nt
Organism: Opisthorchis viverrini
Lineage: Eukaryota; Metazoa; Platyhelminthes; Trematoda; Opisthorchiida; Opisthorchiidae
Exons: 2
Coding region: 12-596 (194 amino acids)
Biological process (GO): protein folding
Cellular component (GO): chaperonin-containing T-complex
Molecular function (GO): ATP-dependent protein folding chaperone; ATP binding
Source: RefSeq, a predicted model, not a curated record
GAGAUGCGGAAAUGUUUGCCGAUAUGGUUGUCGAAGCUGUGACCGCUGUUGGAAUAAACGGGCCCAAAGGAUUGGUUUAUCCGGUGAAGUCGAUCAAUGUUCUAAAAGCACAUGGUCGUUCAAUGUCAGAAAGCAUGUUCAUCAAGGGCUACGCCCUCAACUGCACCGUAGCCAGUCAGCAGAUGCCCCGUUCAGUGAAAAACGCAAAAAUUGCCUUCCUCGACUUCAGUUUGCAAAAGGUCAAGAUGAAACUUGGCGUCCAGGUUGUCGUUAAUGACCCGGAUCAAUUGGAAGCUAUAAGAAAGCGUGAACUGGACAUUACGAAAGAGCGCAUCCAAAAAAUCCUUGCUGCUGGCGCUAAUGUCAUUCUAACAACGGGAGGAAUCGACGAUUUGUGCAUGAAAUACUUCGUGGAAGCCAAUGCGAUGGCUGUGCGACGGUGUAAAAAAAGUGAUCUGAAGAAUAUGGCCAAGGCCACAGGCGGACAACUGAUUGUAAGCAUGUCUGACAUGGAGGGUGAGGAGGUGUUUGAUGCGCAGAAACUUGGAAAGGUGAGCACGCGAAGUGUUUCCACAAUUUUCUGGUUUAGAGUCUAG